GCUGCUGGACGGACCGAGCAGCGUAAGAGGCAAAGGAAGGAGGGUUAGGAAAGGCGGCGGCAAGUGAAAGUCCACCGCAACCGCCGCCCGGCCAAAGCACCGAACUGGGUCAGCGUCGUCAGGCUGUGUGUGUGUGCCGCUGCCGCCGUUGCAGCGCUCGCCUCCCGCGCCGCGCUCCGUGUUUCGCCGAGCCGUGCUCCGCCAAGACGACCAGAUCGGCCGCGCACGCUACCGACGCUGCGCCGUCCGCGUAGCGAAGCACGUCGCGCACACGCACACACACCGCGCGCCGCCGCCGUCGCCCGACGCAGCCGAGGAGAUAGCGAGUGCGCCGAGUUCGCUCGGAGAAAAGCGACCCACGACCUCGUGCCAGCGGGAACUCCGGCAGAGUUUGUGCGCCGCCCGACGACAGCGACGAGAGCGGCUCGGUGGUUCUCGGCGCAGCAGCGAUGGGUGCGCAUCGCAGCAGUGCCCGCUGGAUAAUAUGAGUGGCCCGAGCGGAUUGCACGACUCGCACGAAGCCGCCGUCGGCAGCAGCACGGAGAGCGGCCCGAGGCCGCCGCCACUGGGAGCAGCCGGACCGCCGCCGCCCAUCGCGCGGUGCACGGGGGAGUCCGGUCCACGAUGACCCACGCUACCCUGGCGGCGAUGCUGCUGCUUCUGGCUGCUACCUGGCAAUGCGACGGCGCUCAGCGGGUGCACGAGCGGCUGUCCGACUCCGAGAUCCGGCGCGUGUUCCGCGGGGCGUCCCGGGACGAGGUGCCCCAGUACGAGCUCGUGCAGCUCCGCGCCCGGAGGCACCAGCGCUCCGAGCGCGAAGUGGGCGGCGGCGGCGACCGCAGGGCCGUGUCCCUGCGGGCUUUCGGACGCCGCUUCGACCUGCGGCUCAAGCGGAACCGGGACUUCGAGCAGCGCGCCGCCAGGCUCCAGGUGCUGGCGGCAGAGAGCACGCCCAACGGACUCGCCUACACGCCACUCAAGGGCAAGGAUGAAGAGGUGCCCGAUGAUCUCUGGUCCAAAGCAGGCGCUUACCAGGACCACACCAACAUGGCCGCCCUCGUCCUGAGCCAAGACAAGCUGGGACGCCUUCGCAUGGAAGGGACACUCGGAGAAGACCUGGUCAUUUCUCCUCUUCCGACGCGGCUCAACGUGAGCACGGACGAGACCUACUAUGACGUCAGGGGCAGCGCCGACGACGAGGGCUUCCUGGACGAGGACGACGGCUCGCCCAGGCACGUGGUCUUCAAACGACCCGGCAGCAAGGGGUCGUCGUCGACUUCUGGCAAUGGAGACGACGGCAAGGGUGACUCACUCAGCGAUUACGCGCAGUUAGACGACGCGAUCUUCAGGUACAGGAUCGUGAGAAACAGGAACACAACGGCACCGUUGGGUCGCAAGUCUCGGCGACGGCGGGCCUCCGACCCGGACACGGUGUGGCCAGAGAUCCUGCUGAUCGUCGACUACGACACGUACCUCCUGCACGGCCGCAGCCACACGGACAUCAAGCGCUACCUGGUCAGCUUCUGGAAUGGCGUCGACUUGCGGUAUCGGCUGCUCUCCAGUCCGCGGGUGAAGAUCAGCCUGGCGGGCAUGAUUGUGGCCAAGGACCGCGACGCAACGCCCUACCUGGAGCGAAAUCGGCUCAGGGCGCCCAACGAGGACGCUAUAGACGUUGCCGGAGCGCUGACCGACAUGGGAAAAUAUCUGUAUCGCGAGGACCGACUGCCUACCUACGACCUGGCAGUGGUGGUCACCAAGCUGGACAUGUGCCGCCGGCAUCUGGAGGGUGGCCGCUGCAACCGUGGUACAGCAGGGUUCGCGUACGUCGGUGGCGCCUGCGUGGUCAACAAGCGGCUGGAGAAGGUCAACAGCGUGGCCAUCAUCGAAGACAGCGGAGGUUUCUCGGGCAUCAUCGUGGCUGCUCACGAGGUCGGACACUUGCUGGGAUGCGUCCACGACGGGUCGCCGGCGCCUGGAUACCUCGGAGGUCCCGGCGCCCAGCGGUGUCCCUGGGAGGACGGCUUCAUCAUGAGCGACCUGCGGCACACGGAGCGGGGCUUCCGCUGGUCUUCGUGCAGCGUGCAGCAGUUCCGUCACUUCCUGUUGGGCGAGACGGCCACCUGCCUCUACAACUACCCGCACGAGAACCAGCUGCUCGCACGCAUGCUGCCGGGGUCCAUGCUCAGCCUCGACGACCAGUGCCGCAGAGAUCGGGGAACCACCGCCUGCUUCAAGGACUCCCGUGUGUGCGCCCAGCUGUUUUGCUACGAUAGCUCGUCGGGAUACUGCGUUUCGUAUCGACCAGCUGCCGAGGGUUCACCAUGCGGAGACGGUCAAACGUGCAAGAACGGCCGCUGCAUCGCCGAGAUCGAAAACAUCAUCCCGGACUACACGCACGUGACGCCGUCGUUCGCCAGCGGCCGCUCGGUGGCGCGAGGCGGCACCGACGUGGCCCGACGCCGGGCCGACUUCUCGUCCGAGGUGGUGGACGGACCGCGGCCGCACCUGAUGCCGGCGCCGCCCCCGCCCCCGCCGCCGUCGCACCACUCGGCCGUGAGCCGAGCCCGGCACCCGCAGCACCUGAGGCCCGCCCACCAACAGCGCACCACGAGAAAACCGCGCGCCCUGGUGGCCAACGACAAAGGUUGCGUGGGAGACAGCACGGAGCUGAUCGCCGGCCGCAUGACGUGCGCCCAGUUCCUGGAGCAGUUCGGCAACCGCUACUGCAACCACGGCUACAUCCAGAGGCACUGCUGUUACUCGCAGAGCCUUUACUGCUCCUAGACAGCCUGUGAUGUGACGCGCACCCAAGGCGAACGUACCUCAGCCACCAAAAGAAAAAAAAGAAAACGAAGUGCACUGGCUUUCCUUCUCGGAACCGGAGAAGGCAGCCCUGCUUGUUGCCAGGGGAGAGGACCACUUCGUCCUCCACGAGCCGUUAUGUGCGCAGACCAGUGGCCGUGCAGAAAAGGCCCACAGUCAGAAGCUGGUAGCGUUCUGAGGCUCCGAUGGAGUCCUCCUGUUUUUUUGUUGUUUUUAUACUUGUUUUACGGACGUUGUUGAACUGCUCGAACAGCCUCGUAUCGGGGAAGAGUGUUGAACGCAGCUCGCAAGGACUUUCAACGGUGGACCUCUGACGCAAGAGGUGGUAGUUUGAGCCCAUCGACAAGCGCGUCGGAGUUUGCGCAGUACGUCGACGUGCACGGUACCGGUGGAUAUACGUUGGCAGAUGUUACGAAGGACGGUGUUAUAGUGUAGUAACGUUGGUGGUGUCGGCGCUUAGAAAUGUUCACAGCCCACAAGGCGGCGGCGGGGGAAACGAAGAUGAUCGAAUGCACCAAACACACACAGCUGCGGAAUCGUGUGCCAAUAGCGUGGAACGACUGAGUGGGCCUGGCCUUGCUUGCUGUGAACAUGUCUGACGCCUGGAUAGGUACGCAACUUGACGACAACCUGACGCGAGAAGCAGGCAUAUGCUCUCCGCCAGUUGUCUGCAUUACGUCGUUCGUAGGCAAGCUGCUUUCCACGAGGGACAAGGCUACAAGUUCUGUCGAGUUUUGUCUUUCAAGUGGGAAAAAAUGGGAUCAGCAUACGAGCUCGUCCUUUCGGCUAGCCAGGAAUGUCUUGCUUUAAUCUCACGGAGUUAAUAGCAAAAGACAGGAAGGCACAAAUAUAUUCUUGUUAUUUUGUUAUCUUGUGCUCUUGGCUGCUACACAGUCGUCAUUUCAUUAGUGUUGGCUCUUCAUCUGUGUUUCCGCGACGGUAAUUACUAAGCUUUCACACGUGCUUCUGAAUGCUGAGGCAAACAUCAAAAUGGCGUAAGGAUGCGGUAGCAUCAGAAAAUGUAGAAAACAGAAUUUUUUCCUUCAUUCCAUUAGACAUUGCUGACCUUUUUCUCUAUUUUCUUUUGUUAUGCAUGAAGAAAGAUCCACUGUUAAAGGCAUAGCUCACCUCACCGCAUGUCUUUCCGUACUUGAGACACGCCCAUUUAAGGAAACUUCAAGGUGAUAAUGUUGGAAGGUAUAGUUCGUUUCAAGGUCCCAACACGCUCCGGACUUCUUUGAUUUGUCCUCAGCACUAGAAAAGGUCCUUAACUGAGUUCUCCCGCGGCCUCACUAUGCACACUGAAGUUUUCACAUAACGACAGGUUCUUAGGCGGCAUCAUUAAGUAAGACGGGUAGACCGCCUGUGACGUAAAAAAAAAAAAAGAUAAUUCUCUUUCUAAGCGCGCUUCAUGCAGCAUUCCAUAUUUAAUAUCUGUCGAAUGAAAACUAUGUUUACUCUGAAAGAAAGAAAUCUAUAUUGUGUGCAGGCCGCCUUUUGCUUGUAGGCCGCACAUCUCGACUCGCUUCAGUAGAGAAGUGAUGUUUAAUGAAAUGCGCCAUUGGCCAUUCCAAGCCAUGCAGCUCUGACUUUGUUUCGCAUAGCCUCAACGUCGAAUGCUGCUUAAGUCGUCUCAAUGCAAAAGCGGCGCAAGGACACACAUAAAAAACGUCACGUUUGGAACGACUGAAACCACUGCGCCAUAACGCAACGCAACAUUCAAGUCGUAGUGACUCACUUCUACUUUUCACAGUGAAACCGCUGAAUCGGUGCCCACGUGUUCAUUCCCUCUGUGAACAGUGCGCGCAGGAAUCACGUCUGCACUCCACCGGCGAGCGAAGGAGCGGCGACAGAUGGCGCUCCGUAUUCAAAAGACGGAACGACGCGUUCGUCGGUGCAUAUUCUGCUUCGCCAAAGCGAUGGGACGACUCCGAGGAGCCCGCGUGACUCGCUGCUGGCGCAUGCGCGUGCACGCGCCAGCGUCACUUCCGGCCAACAGUGGUGAUCUACGAACUGCGACAACGAGACGGGAUGGUGCGCGUUCAGUGAUAUUGUACAUACCUUCUGUGCAGCGAAACAGCCAGAUCUAACGUUCGAAGAGCGGCCUUUUUUAAUACAUCGCCACCUAGAUAACAGAAGGCCUCUGUCAACACCUCCAUAUGUCGCACUUCGUGAGCUAUCACCUAUGGUAUGUCAUUGUCUUUGUACUUGUUUUCUUUCUUCUAAUCAUUCAAACUCACGAAAAUUUCAUUUAUUUAGUCGGUUGCGUCUGGCCUUAGACAAAAGUGAUUAGGUGAGCCAGCAGAGUGUUCAAGUGUAUUUUUCUCCCUCCGUUAUCUAAGUGGCGUUGUUCUGUAAGGAUUCUCGGUAGACGUCGAAUGCGCGAUCAGGGGCGAUGACACCUUACGCGCACAUUGCUUCUCAGAAAUAGUGACCAUUUUCUCUUCCCUGUAGAUGACACUUAUCCGACGCCGCUGUUUACAAUCCUGAUCUUGGUCAUUGUGAACGUUUUUGCGGCGUUUACCCAAAAUUGGCGUUAACCGGAAAUAUUGUUACAUGGAACGGUACUGGUACGUAGCGAAACAUUGUAAAAUUCAAACCGCUUUCUAUAAGCGCGCCUGUCGUCUCAAGGUAUUUAUCUAGCCCUAACGUCAACAGGCUGCCAGAGCACCUACAAGUGCAGCUGCUCUUUUAAGUAUGAUGAAUGUUUAAUUUCCACGCCUAGACUACAUGCGUUACUGUUUUCAAGAAAAGGAGCGUGACUGUGGGCGCACGUCGAGGCGUCGCAUUUACUCGAGCCUUCCUCAAGAUUCAAAUAUUCCGAGAGCGAAUACUUAUUCUACUGCCGUUAAGCCAGAAGAAAGCUUGGAACUUGCUGCAAACGCGCUAUCAAGUUUCUAUUUAUUUGCGCUCAAUGCAGACAACUUUUUCCGAUGUAAUCAAGAAAACUGAGUGUACUCCUCAUACCAGGAUAUACAGGAAUUGCGCUCCUUAGGUAACUGCCGCCACCCGACUGCACAUCUACUGAGUCGUCUACCGAGAAACCUUAGCCAAAGUGCAGUGCGCUAUGUCGUCACCCUGACGUCACUGCACACGUACGAGCACAGGGUGGCGGAUUAUGUCCCGCAAUAAAAAAAAGAAGAAGAAGAAUCUUUGGGGACAAACUCCGCGGCCCGUGGUGCUUUGAGGCAGCCGCGAAGAAGCGUGGUGUCCACGCGCCUAUCGCGCCUAGCCCCCUUGAGGCAUGUUUUCUGUCUGUUAAGCUUCUGUUCCCUCUCACGGAAGAGUAUUUAUAAACCAUUACCAAAAGACGCGAGAAAAAAAAUUUUAAAAAACACGAAAAAGAAGAAUAAAAACUUGUUUUUUUUCUGUUUUA
Dermacentor albipictus is the source of this 6199-nucleotide messenger RNA. Its product is annotated as A disintegrin and metalloproteinase with thrombospondin motifs like. Gene Ontology annotation, molecular function: metalloendopeptidase activity. The record is from RefSeq and is a predicted model, not a curated record. Lineage: Eukaryota; Metazoa; Arthropoda; Arachnida; Ixodida; Ixodidae. Gene Ontology annotation, biological process: proteolysis.